Messenger RNA from Solea senegalensis (Senegalese sole), 6132 nucleotides. It is a transcript of the gene gvin1l2, whose product is annotated as interferon-induced very large GTPase 1. The transcript is spliced from 4 exons. The record is from RefSeq and is a predicted model, not a curated record. NCBI's taxonomy places the organism in Eukaryota, Metazoa, Chordata, Actinopteri, Pleuronectiformes, Soleidae. Gene Ontology annotation, molecular function: GTP binding. The coding region runs from base 263 to 5386 and encodes 1707 amino acids.
UGAUGCUGGUGGCGGCGCUUCGAGUCUUCGUACAUACAGUGUGGGAUCAGAUAGAAACACAGGAAUGUGUCUUACACCUCGAUGACAGAUAUAAGAUCUUCCCUGACGGCCAGAGACCCACAGACAUCUGUGGAUACACGUCCUCUUUUACUAAGUGUGGGGAGAAAAAGGGUUCCUUUCAGCGUACCACACUAUCAGUGAUGUGGCUGAAUAAAGAAGAACUCAACACAGAGACGAGAGGCACUCAAGUGGAUUCGCCAUCAUGUCGAUAAAGCUAUCUAAACGCAUAAGCAGCAAGAAGAAAUAUCCUCCAGAUCCUCCAAAUGAUAAUCUCCGAGCACAGAUACUAUGUAACCUGGGCCUGGAGUUCUUCAAGUAUGUACCAAUGGACCCAGCAUGCAUGCUGGAGAUCAGCACUUGGUCUUUGGAGGAUCAAGCUCCUCAAGAGUCCAAAGAUCUGCCAAAUGCUUUUCUUCGACGUCUUUGGCUACUCAGCCCAGAUGCCAGGAGUACUUGCUGCAAAGGUCCAAGUGAUGCUCCAGAUGAUACCAACAAUUUACCUGAGAUACCGAAUGGUUUGGGUAGAGAAAGCCAGUCCAUCUUAAAUCCCCUUGAUCUAGUCACAGCUGUCUUCAUGUCUGCCAACAACUUCCUUCAGCAGGAGAUGACAUGGCGCAUGGUGCAGUGUCAGUUUGCUGUGCCCCUAGUCCUACCAAGUAUGAUUCCUGAAGAACCUAGUCACUUUCUUCUCUGGCCCAUGAGAAGUGUUGUGAGCCAUUGGACAAGUCACUUACCCGCACAAAAUGAGAGGGUUCAAGAAGGUAAUCUGGCGAGUACGCGCAUGCCGAUGGUUUCUUGUGUGAAACUUGGUCGCUGUGGUGUCUCCAAGUCACAGGUGCUCAACCAAAUCAUAACUGGACUCAAAUCUUGCAAUGAAACAUUUGUACACAGGGGAAUGGAUGGAGGGCAGCUUCCCCAAACACUAUCCAAUGGCCUGGUAGAGAUUGGAUGGUAUGUCCCCAGUGAAGACACUUUGAGAGAUUUUCUCCCUGUCCCUGUGGUCAUCUCUAACCUACGUGGUGAUGCCAGCAUGCAUGAGAAAUGCUUCAGCCUUCUAUGUCAAGCUUCUUCAGUUGUGAUUGUUUUCUGCGAUACUCUUAGGGAAAAAGACAAACAACUUCUUGCUUCCCACAAAGACAUGGCAAGCAAGCUCAUAGUGGUUGACAUGGACUCUGGGAAAAAUGAAAACAGAGUUGUGGGGUUUGCUGGUCUAAACUUUGUAAAAGACAUGGGGGUACCUGAAGGGUCAGUGCUGCAAGGGAAAGAUUUGAGUGAGGAGGAACUUGCUCAAAGGUUGUGUGAGAUACUGAAAGAGCUGUAUCCAGACAAACUGAAACUUGUUACAUUAGAGGAAGCAGCAGAAAUAGCAGUGGAACUUGGCCUUAAUUUAGAUGAAGGGACAUGCUGUAAACAGGCAAUGGCCACAAUGGAGAAAGUAUUAAAAGGUUUGGAUGAUGGACUUGACCAGUUUAUGGAGAAGCAGCUUCCCUUACAGGGGCCUUUGUGGAGCAAUCUGACAGAAAUAGAAAAGAAGGAGAGUAAACUGGGAAAAGAAGAAAAACAGCUUCACCUCCAACUGCGAAAAGAAAAGAAAGCCAUUUUGGCUGAGUUGAGGAGCUACAAAAUGACCCCAGCAAUGAAGAUUUUUACCAAUGCGCUUUUCACAACAGAUAAAGUAGAGAGGACCUAUUUCCUGAACUGGAUGAAAUUGAGGCUUACGCUAAAGCAAACUGAAACAGAAAGCCAUACACAUGAUCUAUUCACAGAUCCGAAGACAGAAAGUCAAAAUGGUAUGUCUGAACAUUCUGAUCAGCUCUCAGAUGAUCAGAAUGUCACUAAUGACCUCUUUGACAGUGAUAGCUUCUGUACAGACUCAAUGUUUGAAGGCGAGAUCUCUGAUGAGCAACCUGUAAAUGCUGGACUGACUGAAAAUCUUGGGUCCGCAGUUGAUUUAGUUCCAGAGCAGGAGUUGCAUAUGACAUCCAAUGGUGCAAUUCAAAGCGAAGGCAUAACUGAAAACUGUUUUGAAGAACAAAACCAAGACAGUGAUUUGGAGUCUGAUGUACCCUUGAGCUGCCAAGAGACACAGCAAUGUAAACAUGAGCUAACAAUAGCAGCCGCAGAUUCAAACCCUACUGAGCAACGUAUGCACCCAGGUGUUCCCACUGAACCACAGGUGAUGAUGGAUCUGGUUGAACCUGAUCAGGUUGUUCAACCUGAUCAGGUUGAAGUUGAUCAGGUUGAACCUGAUCCAUCUUCACUGGGGCUUGAGCACUUUUUGCGUGAGAUGGGCCUAAUUUUUGACUUUACUUACAUCAGCCCUGGCAUUGGGAGCCAGAGUGUGUUGCGUCUACCCAGUUUAGCUGCAGACCUGCUCCUUUACGGGGUUCCACUUGAGCUAAUGGAUGGGGAUGCCUCAAACAUUCCCAUUCGCUGGCUGGGCUGUGUCUUUGGAGAGCUCAAACGCCGACUCCCACAGCAACCCAAAAUGAGAGUGGUUACAAAUCUUGGCGUACAUCAUGCAAAUAAUGCAGAGGUUCUCUUGGCAUUAUUUGGUGUACAGUUCCCCAAUGGAGGCAAAAGAACCACUAGAGGGGUGUACAUGGUUGUGCUCUGUCUCCCACAAUCCUUGAGAAAGCCCAUGAGGUGUGAUUAUCUACUGUUAAUCAAUGUAGAUGGUCUCUGCUCACCUUCUCAAGACAACAAAAUAAAUACCAGGAUCCAUGACAAUGAGAUGGUCACUGUUGCAACAGCAUUGAGCAAUGUUAUAAUGCAUAAUAUUGCUUCAAAUGCAAGUUCUGACUUCGAAACAGACUUCACUGUCAUUGUCAGUGCGCUCCUACGAAUAAAAGAAUCUGGCCCCGUACCCAGCUGCCAAAUCCUGGUUCAGGAUGAAGAUAUAAACAGUUUGUUACUAGCCUCGCAGUUAAAGCGUGUUUGUGAGAUGCUUCAAGAUGCAACUGAGGUCAAAGGAACGAAUAAUUCAGAUGAGCAAAAAACAAAGAACACAAGCGACAUCACCUGUAUCAAAGGGCCUUGGUCCAGUGCAUCCCCAUCUGAUCCAGUUGAUAGUCAGUAUGGUAAGGCUGUUUUGAAGUUUAAAAAAAACGUGUUUGAGUCAUUGGAAAAAUGGGCAGCUAAAUAUGAAGCCACAAGUCUGCCACAAUUUAUGAUUCGUUUGAGUGCAGUUUGGGACGCACUAAAAAAAGAAUCAUUCACCACUGGUUUGCAAAAUACUAACACAGCAUUAGCGUUUUCUUUAUUUUGCAUAGAGUUCUCUCAGUGGGAGGAUAGUUUUCUGGAGCACACAAAAAGUUGGCUUUUGGGUGCAGAAAGAAAAAUCUUUGCCACAAAGGAAAGGGCUUUAAAAGCUGAAAUCCAAAAUGGCCUUCUGAGUGCGUUGAAGGAUGAAGUCAAGGUGGACAUCAAAACAGAGUUAGACAAACUCAAGUCAGACGUAGAUACCUAUAUGCUGGCAAAUGACAUCCUCAAAGAGAGAUUUGAAACAUUACAGCCAAUUUGUAUGUGGUAUAUUGAUGACCUCCGGGAGCGAGUAACUCAAGAAUCAAUGCAAAGGUUGGCAACAGCCAGUGAGAGUCAUUGUUCGUAUGUACAGCUGAACAAAUUUGAGACCUUAUUGGAAAAAGAGCAAGAGUCCACGCUGUGCAAACUCCUAGAGAACAGCAAGUCAACCAAAGUUCUCCUACAGGAUGAAAAACUAGAGGAGGAGUUUGAGGCUGUAUGGAAUACAACACUGUCCAGCUUUGAAUUCAGGCCUACAGAGAAUGAGAAUAUAACUGCAAGAGUGACAGAUAUCCUGAGACAGAAUCUGAUCAGCCGUGGUCUCCACAAACACAUGAAGAAAACUGAAGACAUUAGCCAAAACCUGAUAUCUGGCUUCCAAGUUUAUGAUGACCACUUUGGAUACCGCAACAGGUUAAAAAAGGACAACAACAAACUCCAGAAGUCAGAGGCUGAACAGGUAGCAUGCACUUUGAUAGCAGAAUACAAACAGUUUGUGGCAGAUAAAUCAAGCUUAGUGGCAAAUUUCUCUGACAGCUACAUUACUGAAAUUUUAGAGAAUGUUGAAAAAACUUUGAGGGAAAAGUCUAUGGGAAUCAGAACAGCUUUUGAAGUGGAUCUUAAAGUGUAUCUGUGUAGCUGGGCGUGCCAGGAUUUCCAAAAAGUACAUGACCGCUAUGCCAAAGACAAAGAGCUUUUGACAUACAUGACUGUGAGCAAGAGUACAUACCUGGCAAAGUUCAUUUACCAGUUCAGGAAGAGAGACCAACGUCACAGGGUGGCACAAGCAUUCACCUCCAUAGUCAUCAAACCUGCUGUUUUGGACUAUAUCUAUGGGCCACUGGGGCCACAUAUUGUACAAGACAUCCAAUCUAAACAACAGCAGUAUCAGUCCUCACGCGCCUUCAACCAAAGCUUGCUGGAAGAGCUGAUAAAGGAAGACAGCUUUGAAGGAUUUCUGGAAUACUUGCAUUGUUAUGACGCCUACAGGCAGAAGAAGGUCCAGGAGACACUGGUGGCUUACCUCUCUGAAUCAACCAACGUGAAUAAUUGGAGGCUAAACCGACUUGGAGAAAUUGUAGGAAAGAUUGCAGCAGCAAUGAGCCAAACAGCAGAGGAUACAAAUGGAGUGCAGCGCGAUACAAAGCCACUGCUGGAAAGAGUGUGCCUCAUUUUAGAGAGUGAUGCAGAUUUGGAUGUCUCCAGGUCCUCUCUGGAUGGACCUCUCUUCAGUAUCGUCACAGAAUGGGAUCAUUUUGUCAAACAUUUAAUGGAGUUACUGGCUGCAUUGCGGUUGGACCUCGCCCAGGAGUUCUCCCAAAAAGUGGAUGUCACCCAACUUCUUAGUUGCCUUAGUGACCCCAAACAGUCCCUCUUCAACAGAGUGAGAGGCUGUGAUAAGCGAUGUCCACUCUGCAGAGCCCCGUGUGAGGAGGAGACAAAAGGACAUCAGGUUCACAGAGCUGUGUUCCACAGACCCAAAUGGAUGCUGCCUUUUGUGUCCGUUAUCAGUUGCCCUGAAAUUAUGAGUGAGUGUGACUCGGUCCAGAACCAGAACAUGCAGAGUACAUAUGUGCCAUGCAGGAACUUCCUUUCCCUCAACACAGACUGGGCCAUCGACCCUGAGGACCAAAACAUGCAGAUGUCCAGUGCUUACUGGAGGUAUGUCUUGGUGAGGUUCAGAGAGAAGUUUCUCAGGGAAUAUGGGGAGAUGGCAGCAAAUCUUCCUCUGGAGUGGAAUACAGUCACUGCGGAGGAGGCUUUAAGCAGUCUGAAGGACGCUUACAUCACUAGACUGUGCUGAUCAACAACAACACAUUUUGGUGAUAAAGAUCGGGUAUGACCUUGUAUCAGACUUACAUUCACCACUGAUUUUGAUAACAGCAACAUUUGUCAGAAAAAAUAUUCCUGAGAACCAUACUUUAAAACAUUGAUGAUGGAAACUGACUUGUUUUUUUAAAUGAUUAUAUUAUGUUUUCUUUUAGUCAUUCCCUUAAUAAGACAUGGUCCUAUCGAGAAAUAAUAUAUUUUUUUAAAACAAAUCGUAUACCUUAUUAUCUAAAUCCACUGCAACCCGAUAACCUUUUAAACCUGUAAUUUAGAUGUGCAGAUAUGUAACAUAUUGUGUGUGCUAAGUCUAUCCACAGUAUAUCCAUAGCCCUAGUUUUAUAUGAAGACAUAAACAUUGCGAUGAUACAUUUUCACUUGGAGGAUGUGCCAGUGAAACAGUCAAAUGUGUUACAACAACAGGAAGGGAAAGUAUUUAAGUGACAGCAACAAAAACACUACAACUGUGAUAAUUGUAUUCCUUAUUUGCUCUUUUUAAAUACACAUGGUCUACUGUACUUUUAGCAUUUUAUAUUACUGACGCGUGGAUGUUUGCAUCACAACAUCACUGAAGUGAAGUGAAUGAGAUAAAGGCAAAGUCAAAUGGUGAGAGCCACAAGAGGGCGAUGUAGGAUGGGAAAUCUCAGAGACCAUUAUUUUGUAUAUAUAGAUGCUGAAUCUGUCUUGUUAUUUCUUAUAUUAAUCCAUCAAUUAAUUCAUUCA